AUGCUGUUUUGGCCAAAGCUGUUGAGCAUUGCACAUGCCAUUGCUUCUAGUGUACGGCCAUACUUGCCAUUGUACCUGUCUCAUUUGCUUGGAUUCACAUGUGCCGACAUUGGCAUUCUGCUGGCAGUGCCACUGGCGUUACGAGUUGCUUCGUUAGGAUUAUGGACCGUCCUUGUCAUUGAUCAACGGCCUUUGUUACAUGGUUUCUUUAUGGCACUGCUCACUGCUGUUGGCACGGCGGCACUCGUUCUCAUCCUUUGGAUCCCACCUCAUGCUAAGUUUGCAUGGUCAGCUGCUUUAUUUUGCAUGCUUUUGGAUGGCAUUUUCUACCAGCCAUUGGGUGUGUUAAUUGACAGCGCCAUUAUCAAGAUCUUGGGUGAUUACAAGAUGAUGUAUUAUGAUUCUCAGCGACAAUGGGGAGAUGUGGCAGCUGCAGUGAUGGCAGUGGGAAUUGGUUGGUCUUUGGACGAUGAUCAUGACUUUGAUACGCUCAUGGGAACUAUCUUGAUCGGUGCUGUGCUUCUCUUUCUUGUUUCGCUUUCCACAACAGUGAUACCUGCUGAUCCAUCUUCUCUCGAGUCACCUGAAGACGAUCCAAACGAUCAUCUUACCCCUUUACUCAAACCAGCACCCACUUCACCUAUUUCACCUUCUUCACCAACGCAUCCUCAUUCUCAUCAUCAUCAUUAUUAUACCUAUCAUCAUCAUCAUCAUCAUCCUAGUCAACAUUAUGUCACCACCAACGCCAAUGAUCUUGAAGUUUCCAUCCAUGUCAUGUCACAAUACUACUACGAACCACGUUACUUUUACAAGCCAUACAACUUAUUUCACGAACAACUAUCACACAUUUCAGAGGAGGAUGCUAGCAUGUUGCAGCAAAUGGCAAGCCAAAACGAUACAGUCAAAGCAGUUCAGGAGGAAACAAUGACAACAACGGAGGAUGAAACUGCUACCACAACGAGUAGCCAUGAGGCACCAGCAGCACCACCACCACCACCAUUAUCACCUUCAGCAAGAGGACAAAGCGAUGAUCCCACAACCACAUUUCGAUCCUCAUCCCAAUAUUGGGCUACCACCACCAUGGCAGCUACAUCCGCAUCCACUACCGCCAAUGAUAUUCAUAGUGAUGCUAUCUUUGAUGCUAUGCCUUCCUUACAACUUGCAUUGAUGCCUUCGCCUCCACCCGAAACGCCCAUGCUCAUUCUCCCCGUUGCUAUGGUUCCCAAUGGCUUUUUCGCAACAGACGACGAUUCCGGUGAUGAGCAAUGUCGACAACGUUGGCCCGUAUGUUCUUUAUUAAUCACGGUGUUUUCAAUGGGUACCGUAUCAGCCAUGAUGAAUGCCUUGCUAUACAUUUAUCUUCACGAUGGUCUGGGCCUGCCCAUGCAUAUGAUCGGCAUCGUCGGUAUGGUUUCCACAGCAGCCAAAGUAGCCGCCAAACCUAUUGUGCAACACUGGGCCAAUCGGUGGUGCCAUCGUACAGUGGUGGUCAUUCAUAUGAUGCUGAUCCUAUGUGCGUUAGGAUACACGAUGCUGCAACCAGCUCAUCUAGGUGUCCACGUUGCUGUUGUUGUUUUGCAGAUAUUACAAGCCCUCGCAUUCAAUGUCUUUUGGUACGUUGCGGUGCAGCAAGUGGAUGCAGUGCUGUUGACUGCAGGUCAACAUCAACGUAUGAUCUUACGAGGAAGAAUGUCAGCCUUAUUCAACAGCAUUGGUCCUGCCAUUGGCGCUGUCUUGGCAGGGUAUCUCGUCGAUUUGUAUCAGCAGACAAGCUACAUGACAUUUCCCGGAUUUUUGUUAGUAUACAAGUGCAGCAUAGUUGUCCUUGCCAUCAGCUUAUUGCUAUCACGAGGAUGGUCGCUUGCCAUUGAUGAAGAUUGA
Lichtheimia ornata is the source of this 1881-nucleotide messenger RNA. RefSeq lists its product as uncharacterized. The coding region runs from base 1 to 1881 and encodes 626 amino acids. Lineage: Eukaryota; Fungi; Mucoromycota; Mucoromycetes; Mucorales; Lichtheimiaceae. The record is from RefSeq and is a predicted model, not a curated record. The transcript has 4 exons. Gene Ontology annotation, molecular function: lactose binding; lactose:proton symporter activity.